Molecule: messenger RNA, 4161 nt
Organism: Xiphias gladius (swordfish)
Lineage: Eukaryota; Metazoa; Chordata; Actinopteri; Istiophoriformes; Xiphiidae
Gene: brat1
Product: BRCA1-associated ATM activator 1
Exons: 12
Coding region: 440-3217 (925 amino acids)
Biological process (GO): DNA damage response; cell population proliferation; positive regulation of protein phosphorylation
Cellular component (GO): nucleus
Source: RefSeq, a predicted model, not a curated record
GUGACGGAAACGUAACACCGGAACCUGGUCGGAGGCGAGACGCGCGGCGCGUAAAAAGUGAAGUUGCAAAACAUAGGGCCCGGCGGUACGUGGCGCCGGCAUAAGUCAUCUAACCUAUCCACGUGUGUACAGAUCGAUAAACGGCGCCGCUGCCUUUAUUAUAACGCUCACAUUUUACACUGAGAGAAUAAAGAGGGAAGUCGCACACCGGUAGAUCCGAAACUGUUUCCCGCGAGAUGGACGACUAGAAGAACUACAAGGGAACACUACAUUUCGUUUUUCAAGCUAGCGUAUGCCACAAAACUUAGCUAUAUUCCAGGUAUAUUUCCAGACACGCUCAUACUUCACUGGUAACUAUUAGCGGCGAAGCAAUAAGUUAUUAGUGUCUGCUGUAAAGCAUUCCGGUGGGUUUAUUAACACACACAGGCAGGUUAGUACCAUGGACAGAGAGUGCGUGUCGCUGCUGCCCCGGGUCUUUGAGGUGCUGGUGGACUCAGGGAGGUCUCUGCCCGAUGACACCAGCCUGGAGAAAUUGCUGGACUGGUUCACAGGGCACACCAAGGCUGGGGGAUCUCUGCUGGAGGCGUACCCAUGUCUGCUUGAAUUCAUAUCCACUGCGACUAACAAAACCUCAUCGGACCCCGGUGUCAUCUCCUUCGCUCUCAAACUCUCCGGCUUAAUAGCUGCCACUGAGGACGGCUUCAGUUUGCUUCAGGAGUGCUCCGUUCUGGACCUUGCCUUUAACCAUCAGCGCUGGCAUGAAGCAGGGCUUUGGGAGGAUCCCUGUAUACGGAUCGGCUGGAUCCAGGGCUUAAGGAGCAUGCUGCAGCACUCAAAUGCUCUCAGUUUCUUUGUACAAGCAGAUUUCAUUGCGCCGCUCCUACAGCUCCAGACAGACACGAGUCUAUUUGUUGCCUCAGCUGCCAAUCAAAUGCUCGCCCACAUCCUGCUCUCCUUUCAGCCACCGUCUUCUGCAGGAUGUAACGGCGUAGAUAAGAAACACGGGGAUGACAAGAGGACAGAAACUCCCACCGCAGACGCAGAGCAUCCAGGCGUCACCAUGGAAACCAGCCAGGAUUACACCGCUGUUGUCGUGGCAAUCUCGGAGUACCUCAAGGAGUCGCUGGUUCCCAAAGAAAACACGCGGCUCCAUCAGAGUCUGCAGAUCCUCAAACUGCUGGCCCUGCUCCUGGCCCAGGCCAGGCCUCCUCUCCGGGACAAGCUGCUCCGGACAGUCGCAGACUCUCUGGAGGAACUGGUGACAGCAGGCUACAGUCAACUCACACUGCCUCUGAUGGACAUCAUUCUGGCUGCAUACAGCAGCUCCAGCACUGGUGAAUGUGUCCCAGACCAACUUGUCACCCAUCUUCUAUCAUCCAUGUUGAACGUGAACAAACCCUCGGACCUGAUUCAUGCUGCAGCUGCUUUUUUCCGCAGAGGCCGUCCGGACACUGUCCACACAGCCCGGGCUGUGAGAAUACUGCUGCUGCCCCUCAACAUCAUAACUGGCCAGACUCUACUGGGCACAAACACUGCAGUAGAAGAGCAUCAGUUUACAAUGGUAGAGCAGCUGAAGAGUAAGACCCCCUGCAUCUCUAUGAUCUGUGUCUGUCUGACAAACACACCAAAGGUCACACUCAUGCCUCCUGACUUACUGCCCUGUCCUCCAGUUUUAAUUGUCACUGCAGUUCUGUCAUUGUUAAGGAUCUGCAGUGGCGACUCUCCCUCCUCGUCCACUGGCUGUCCUGAGGUUUUCAGGAAUGUAAUCGGCAGUGGCAAAGUUCAGAAAUGUGCUCUAGAGGCUCUGACAGGUCUCAGCAGCAGCCCAGGAGUGAAAGACAAGCUGAUUGAGGUGUUCACAGUUCUGAUACAAUAUCUGGACAAUCCUGACUCUGACCCCACUGUACUACACAAGUCCUACCAGGCCUUAGUAAAGUGGAUGAGUGUGUGUAAAGACCUCUCCUCUAUAACAGACAAUCUCAGACAAGAUCUCAUCGAGGUAGUGAAGAAACGUGUGUGCCACAUGCGUUGGGAGGUGAGAGACUCAACUGUGGAGUUUCUGGGAAAGCUGUCAGGUGUCCUGACAUCAGCCGAGGAGGGGGCGUGCGAGUCGUCGGCGGCUCUGCUGGCCGGCUGCUGUAGCGCUCCCCUCCUCAGGGCGGCGCUGCAGGAUCCAGAGAGCUAUGUGAGAGCCAGUGCCAUCUCCGCACUGGCACGGACCUCGGCAAACAGCUGGCGGCGCGGGGCAGCACUCACACAGGAGCAGACUGACACAGUGAGCCGGCUGCUUGAAAUUCUCUCCCAGGACACAGAGGGAUUCGCCAGGAGGGCAGUUGUGCGAUAUUUCAUCGCCUGGUUUUCUUCACGCUCCUCACACACGUCUCCGUUGUCACGUACCUCCUCGUCCUCCUCUCUCCUGAUGAGCUCUGUGAGCUCCGUGCUCUCUCUAGGCAGUGCGGAUCUGGACUGGGAGGUCAAAGUUCACACUUUGGAGUUGGCUGAGCUACUGCUGGAUGAAGCCUUCUCAGGUCACCCGGGUUACAGGAAGGGCUCAGACACACGUCACGGCCUACCAAACCCGUACGCUGUGGUUUCUGAUCAGAAUCACACGCUUCACACACACAGUGGGACACACGCAAAGGGUGUGGAGUCAGAUUUGGCCGGUGUGUUAAACAAUGUGGUCGAGCAGGGAGUCAUCUCAGCAUUGUUGAGCAGUUUGGUUGACUGCGACAGACCUGUGGGGCUGAAGGCCUGUCAACUCCUGAUCACACUCAGAGAAACAGUCUGCCCUCUGUCGCUGGAGGCCUCGGAUGCAACUGCUGCCAUGGCAACAGUGGCCAGGGUGUCCUGUGAACUGCCCGGAUGGGGCUGGGGGCGGGAGCUCAGAAAAACACUGGGGAUGGAGAAGUGCGAUCAGGCUAAAGAGGCAGACGUCUCUGCUCAGGGACGUUUCAGUGGAGCAGAUGUGGUUGCUUCUGAGGGCUGUGGUGAGAUGGGACAGGCGGGCGUGAGCGAGGGAGGCGGCAGUGCGCGUGUUGGUGUGUGCGAGGUGUUGAGGUCCCUGGGUUUAGAUGCGAGGCUGGCCAUCCUGAAUCAAAGCAGUGACCACGUCCAUAACUCUCCCCUCUCUCUGCUGCAGGACAUACUGACUGCGAGUGCUGCACACGCUCAUCCAGACACACAACCAGGCCAAGAAGUCAUAGUGGACUGUUACUGACACACACACACACAUUUUUAUUUUUAUAUAUAUAUAUGAGUGUUUUUAUGAAUAUAAGCAGGUAUCUUAGGAAACAACAUGAUCAGUAAUUUUUGACUUUGCAAAAAAUUGCGAUGGACAAUAUAUUCAUCCAUAAGCCAACUGAUUAAAAUCUCAGCAGUUUGGAGAAUUUCUAAACUUUUGAUAUUACAAUUCCAUUGAAUACCGAGCGGGGAGUUGUUGAUCUUUGUUGGCUUUUUCAUGGUAUAAUGUUGAAUGUCUAUUGAUUUUUGAAUAUACAUUGAUACAAGGCAGCACCAUUUGUCUUUACUUCCAGCGGAGGGCAGUCACAGCUCACCAGUAGAGUUCUGCACAGGCCUUUAAAGUGAGACCUUACAAGACCUGAACCCGUUUCUUUUCAGCCCAACCUGACUGAACCCAAAAUCUAUAAUUUUGCCUUUUUCAUCCAUUGCUCACCAUUAGCUCGCCAGGCAGAUUCACCUCUAGCCUAUUUUGUGCUGCCCGCUGGGCAUCCACACACGGGUGGAGACAACUGGCGCAGUCGCACUAAAUCCACAGUGGCCACGGAGCGAAAGCAACACAUUAGCGGUGGAGCAGCAGCAGCUUCAUUCCCACGCGGCUGAUGUAGAAAGCUGUGUUGAUUUAAAAAUGAAGCCUAUUUGUUUCAACACGUGCGUGAGAUGGAUAACUAAAAAACACAGUUGAAAGGUGUCUAAUGUAGACAGUAAGAAAGAGAAAAAUAAAACCUUGAUACCUCAGAUUUGAAAAUAACCAAACGUGUACUUAUUUUGUUGGCACCUUUGUCAGGUAGCAGAACUCGCCAAACUCUCAUAUUACCAUUAUUAUCGUGUCUCUUACACAAUGAUUAACAGCUCAAUCAGAACAGCAUUCAGUUCUACUGAGAUCUGUAACCUCGUCUGCCUAAUUUUCUAUGCACACAUUCA